Messenger RNA from Trichosurus vulpecula (common brushtail), 2419 nucleotides. RefSeq names its product solute carrier family 37 member 4 (gene SLC37A4). Gene Ontology annotation, molecular function: glucose 6-phosphate:phosphate antiporter activity. The transcript is spliced from 9 exons. The record is from RefSeq and is a predicted model, not a curated record. NCBI's taxonomy places the organism in Eukaryota, Metazoa, Chordata, Mammalia, Diprotodontia, Phalangeridae. Gene Ontology annotation, biological process: glucose-6-phosphate transport; phosphate ion transmembrane transport. Gene Ontology annotation, cellular component: endoplasmic reticulum membrane. The coding region runs from base 533 to 1888 and encodes 451 amino acids.
AGAAAGGGUGUGAGUGGAGCCAGACAAGGGGGAAGUUGACACCCCUGUUCACUUGCUUUCUUGGGACUCUCAGCCUCCUCUGGGCCCUUUGGCAGGAAGAGUAAUUAGGUUAUGCUUUUAAUCACAGCUAGAUUCACAAGCAGGAGGGGAAUGAAAGAAUAGGGCAAAGCAGUAUUAGGUAUGAGGGGCAGCUCCUUCUCCAGCACCUCUGAGUGUAGAGGCGCCAUGCUUUGAUUGGACCAGACAGCAUUGCCUUCCCACCUACUCGCUUGUCCCCUCUCUUUGCUUUCUCCACUGUUUUCCCUUUUCUUCCAGGACAUUGGGUUCCAGGGAGCCGCCCAAGAGCUUAAUGAUUGCCCAGACAGUGGCUAUAAAGGGACCUGGGGAGCCCAGCACUGGAGACAGAGACUGAAAGCCCCAACUCAGCAGUUUAGGUGUGCAACCAAGAAGCGGCAGGCAGGCUUGUGGUACCUGGAGCAGCUGGAGUCCCAGAAGGCAGGGCAGGGCUCCCUGCUCCCUCCCACUGGACAUCAUGGCUUCCCGGAGCUAUGGCUAUUACCGAACUGUGAUUUUUUCUGCUAUGUUUGGGGGCUACAGUCUGUAUUACUUCAACCGGAAGACCUUCUCCUUUGUCAUGCCUUCACUGGUAGAAGAGAUCUCCCUAGACAAGGAUGACUUGGGACUCAUCACCAGCAGCCAAUCAGCAUCGUAUGCCAUCAGCAAGUUUGUGAGUGGGGUGCUAUCUGACCAGAUGAGUGCCCGGUGGCUCUUCUCAUCCGGGCUGCUGCUGGUUGGGCUGGUCAAUGUGGCCUUCUCCUGGAGCUCUACAGUAUCAGUCUUUGCUACCCUCUGGUUCCUUAAUGGGCUGGCCCAAGGGCUGGGCUGGCCCCCAUGUGGGAAGGUACUUCGAAAGUGGUUCGAGCCAUCCCAGUUUGGCACCUGGUGGGCCAUCCUGUCAACCAGCAUGAACCUGGCUGGAGGGCUGGGCCCCAUCAUGGUGACCCUCCUGGCACAGAGCUACAGCUGGCGUAGCAUUCUGGCACUUUCAGGGGUGAUGUGCGUGGCCGUCUCCUUCCUCUGCCUUCUCUUCAUCCAUAAUGAGCCAGCAGAUGUUGGGCUACAAAACCUGGACCCCACCCCCAAAAAGAGCAAGAAGGGCUCCCAGGAUGAUGAGAGCACUCUACGGGAACUGCUGCUGUCCCCAUACCUGUGGGUUCUCUCCACUGGCUACCUGGUGGUGUUUGGGGUAAAAACAUGCUGCACUGACUGGGGCCAGUUCUUCCUUAUCCAGGAGAAAGGACAGUCAGCCCUUGUGGGCAGCUCCUAUAUGAGUGCCCUGGAGAUUGGGGGCCUUGUGGGUAGCAUUGCAGCUGGCUACCUCUCAGAUCGGUCCAUGGCAAAGGCGGGGCUUUCGGUGUAUGGGAACCCACGCCAUGGAUUGCUGCUCUUCAUGAUGGCUGGGAUGGUUGGGUCCAUGUACCUCUUCCGUGUCACAGUCACUAGUGACUCCCCCAAGGAUGCUGCCUUCUGGACACCAGCUCUACACCCUCUGGCUGAGCUCACGGGCUUCAUGGAGCAUGAGCUCUGGAUCCUGGUGCUGGGUGCCAUCUUUGGUUUCUCCUCCUACGGUCCCAUUGCCCUGUUUGGGGUCAUUGCCAAUGAGAGUGCCCCUCCCAAUUUGUGUGGUACUUCCCAUGCCAUCGUAGGGCUAAUGGCCAAUGUGGGUGGAUUCCUGGCUGGGCUACCUUUCAGCACUAUUGCCAAGCACUACAGCUGGAGCACUGCCUUCUGGGUGGCAGAAGUGACCUGUGCCAUCAGUACCAUAGCCUUCUUCCUCCUCAGAAACAUCCGAACCAAGAUGGGUCGGCUGCCGAAGAAAGCUGACUGAAGGCAGGCAUGGAGACAUCCUUUGGUGCUUAUGUGUGCUCCCCAGUCUUUACCUGGCAGUGAGCCUCUGGCUUCCCUUUUCUGCCUCUUUGCCCAAUGUAGGUGUUGGGUUUAUCUUUAUAGAACAGGGCUCCAGUUCCCAACACCCUUUGCCUGUCAACUUAUUUAAAUUAUAACCUUUGUUCCCAGGCUGUGACAGCUCGCCAUCCUGUGCCCAAAACAAACAGUUACACAACUGAGCCUUUGUCAGGGUUAGGUCCCCUGUGCCCGAUUGCCUCCCACUUUGGUAUCUAGGUAGUGCUCUGACCAGAAUACAGCAGUUUGGUCAGCCCAGGAGCCAUGGCCACCUCACUCCCACCAUGCAGAGGACACCAACAUCGAGGACUUUCUAAAUGAAACCUGGGGACUCAGAGUGGGGGAUAGGGUAGUGGUGGCACUUUUACCUUUUAUUCUCUGUGAAAAGACUGGAGUAGGGAGUGACCUCUCAAGCAUUGUAACAGAAAAGAAAAAAUAAGACUAGAUUUGAUACUAA